Molecule: messenger RNA, 6430 nt
Organism: Pieris brassicae (large cabbage white)
Lineage: Eukaryota; Metazoa; Arthropoda; Insecta; Lepidoptera; Pieridae
Exons: 9
Coding region: 368-5839 (1823 amino acids)
Source: RefSeq, a predicted model, not a curated record
GAAAAAUGAAAAUAUGAAAAACUUAAUAAUGACCUUAAGAGAUUAGCAGAUCUAAAAGAAAAAAGAAGGCUAAGGUGUAGAAAACUUAGGGAAUGUUGCAAAAAGAAGGUAUCUGUAAUGUCUGCUUGCGAAAAAUCACAAACUCGCAAAACAUGGAGAGAAUAUUUGGACAAAUCAUAUAAAAAGAAGAUGUUGAAGACUGAUAUGGGAAAUCAAUUUAUAAUAGAAGUUAAUAUAAGAAGAAGUAGUUCAGACGACGAACGUCCUGUGUUCUUCAAAGCUCAGCCAGAAAUGAUUGAAAAUAUUCUCCAACCGACAACUCCAAAUCCAAGAUUGGCACGAGAACAAUGAGUUGAUUGUGGAAAAGAUGGAGCAACCAGCGCCAGGAUCAACGGUAUCGGUCGUCUCAUCGACACCUUUUCCCGCAUCUACGGCUGCCAUGGAAGACCCAAGGAUGAGCAAGGCGAGGGUUGAGAAACUGAAGCGACGGAUUAUCCGGGCGGUUGCGGGUAAACUUAGCCAAAAUCCGGACGAAAAAGAAAUGAAUAACAUGUGGGAAAUGAUGAAAACGACUUGCAAGUGUGAUUGUAAAUUGCUGUGGAAACAUAUGCGAGCGGUUACAGUGAAAAAGCUGAAACGGCUGAUUUCAGCUGACGACAGAGUUGAUGAAAUAACGGCUAUAGCAAGGCUUACGAUAACAGAUUGGCUGCUGUAUGACCUCGUGCUGGUACACGAGAACAUUGAUGUUAUUGGGCAGGAUAUAUGGGAAAAAACUGGCGAAGAACCGGAACCACUGAUAGAAUUAUUCUUCCUCGUGGAUGAAUAUCAAAUUGAAGAGCUCGAAGGGAACGAGUUGAUUGAAGCCUGGCUUAAUCUGACACGGGAAUUUAAUGAAAGUGGCCGCAAAUGUUCGCCAAUGCUGCUCCAACGCCGCUGGUAUCAAUUGAAAGAAGCGACGAGGAAAGCCUUUUACCUGUUCUGGGGUAAUUUUCGUGGAAAUGCAGUCCAUUUUGAAAAGGCUGUCAAAUACAAACCGACUUCCCUUCAACUGGAUAUUGCGAAGAAGUAUAAAAACCUGAUACUGACGAGUUUUCCAGAUUGGAACGAAUUGAUAAAGAAGAAAAAGGUCGUGUUGGCGAAUGAGUUUGAUAAUUACAUCACUUUGUUGAGGCAGAAUAAAAAUAAAGAUUCAGAACCAGAUCUAGAAAUUAUAGAGGAAAAAAUCGACACAAUCGAACUUGAAGAUGAGUCUGAUACUGAGAAAUCCAACGACGUCGCUACUUCAACGCAAGUUUCUGCUAAUAGAACGAUAAAAGGUGAAUCUGAAAAUAUUUAUUUAACCGAUGUAAAUGAUAAGGAUAUAAAUUUUCUUAAAGAAAUGAAUAUUCCAUGUGAAACACCGUUUGCUAACUACGAUGACACUCCUUUAGUUAUAGAUUGUGGGGAAGUAUUUUCAAAUACAGAAUCCCGAGAUGCAAACGAUAGCUACCAAAAUCAAGCCAUGAACGUGGGAUCCGAUUCACAUCAAUAUUUAGACGAUAAUGAUAUUUUAAUUGAAACUAAUGAUAUUAACCUUAAAAUGUCGGCGAUGGUGGAGAACAAUAAAGCGAACGAUAAUAAUGAUGCUCUCCAUAGGACUGAUAGUAAUGAUGAUGUAAAUGUUGGCAACGAAGAUUCUAAUGCUGUCUACGGAGAAUCUACUAUUAUCUGUGAUGAUUCUUCCGACGGUGAUAUAACUGAAAUUACGGAUAUAUUCAAUCCCUCUCAAAUAAAGAUAGAAACUCCGUUCUUUUCUGAAAAUGAUGUUGCUCAGACUAGAACCGUAAAAAAUGUAAUAAAAGGAAGUGUAGAAAACGACAAAUUUGAAGAAGACCAUGACAAUAUUGAGACCGCCUGCGAAGAGAGUAUUUUAGAAUUAAAUGAUAGGAAGGAAAUAUUUCAUAUUCUUCCCAAGAUUCAAAGUGUUACAAGUAUCAACAGUGAUUUUUCUUCAACUGAAGACACAUGCAAAAAUCUUUUGGCACAAAAAGCAAUAAAAUUAGAUCCAAGCCCUUCUGAGUCGUCUAAUAAACAUUCCUCAAAUGAUAUAGUGAUUAAGGAAUUAAUUAAAAGUAUUGAAGAUAGCACAGUGAAAGACAUAGAACUUUUGGGAAAUUUUGACGAGAUUCCUAAGGAUCUGCUAUUUGUAGACGAUGGCAUCGCUUUAGACGACGAUGACGAGAUUGUCACGACAGUUAAUGUUGAAGAAAAAACCAAUAAUGAAAAACACUCAAGUGAAGAUAAAAUGUGUAAAAUUGACCUAAAACUACUUUUCUUUUCUACGGUUUAUACGAAAAAGUUAGAGCAUAUGGAUGUUUUUAGAUUUAUAGAGUUUGAUAAUAUACGAGAUAAACGAAUAAUAAAUUGUGCAGAGAUUGAAAGCAAACCUAAUGAUUUGCUUGCUUGCAAAUUUGAAGACAUUUCAAAGAAUGAAGAACGAAUAGUAAAUAGUCAUCAAGAAGAUAAUCCUUCAAGCGCAGUUCAUGAUUCCAACGUUAAGGAAGUAAAUAAUAUCAUAAAAACAGAGUAUCCUUUAAACGAAAACACAAACAAUGAUGAAGAUACAAGUCCGAUAAAUAAUUCAGAACAUCAUUCCAACCUGAAUGUAAUAUCUAGCGAUGAAGAUGACGAGCCCUUACUUUUAAUUAAAAACCGAGUAGAUAUUCAAAAUAAUAUGUUUAAAAAACCGCAUGUACAAAAUUAUAAUCCGAUACAGCUGUGCAAAAACCCAGAUUUUAAUACACGAUUGAAGCGAUUGACAGCAGGUUUCCUCAGUUACGAAAAAAAUCGUGAAUACUUGAAACGGUGCCAACCUGUUACAAUUGACCUGCAUAAGACAUUUGAAUCGAACCUCAUUGACAACAUUAUGUAUUUUAAAGAAGGCACAGUUAAUACCAAUAAACCAUCAAUCGAGACUCCAGGAAGUGACCUUAAAGAAGUCCAGCAAAAUACCAAUAACACUCAGGCGUCUAUCGAAGUCGAAAAAUGUAAAAUUUUUGAUGAAAAUAUAAGUCUCGAUACUAAAUAUCACAAUGUUGACAAGGCUUCGAGUGUUAUUACGUCCAAUUCCACGCCUUGCGAAAGAAAUAAAGUUAUAAAUUUACCUGACAUUACUGAAAUUCGUCGUGUAAAUAAAAAUUUAGUCACGGCAGAAGUAGCACCUCUGCAGAUCGUAAUAAAUACACCAAGUGAAGGAAAAACUAUAAAUGAAAGUCUUUCUAAUCUUAAAAACGGAGAUAUCUUUACUGCAACAAGUACUGUGACUGGUACAAAUUCAGACAAACAGAUUUGUGAUAAUAUGGAUCCAAUUAUAGUAAAAGAAACUAUCGCAAUUAAUAAUGUUGCUCGUAUAUGCGAUGACGUUAAUAAAACUAUUGUCGAUAAUAGAAACGGCAAAAAUGCUAAUAAACAAAAAGCUCAACAAAAAAAACCUUACAAUUAUACUAGGUACUAUUUACCUUGGAAUCGCCCUGGAAAUUUUGUAAAGGAAGAAGAAUGUCUUUUAGCUUCUGACACCGUAGAAAAAAUGUUAGCAUUAUUUAGUGGACAAGAAAUAACAUCGAAUAAUAAAAAUAAAAGUACAAAGAGGCGUAAUAGAAAACGUAGGGUUGAAGCGAUUAAAAAAAAUGAAGAAAAAUGUAAAAAAGAUCAGAAAGUACUUGAAUGCACAAAAAUAAAUAAUACAAAUUAUAAGAGUAGUAACGACAAUAAUCUUCAUACAGAUUUAACUGAAGACGCAUUAGCAGUACUUUCAAUCUCCCAGAAGAAAAAAAAGAAAGAGUUUUGCUGUUGGGCUCAGAAAAAAAUAAUGUACCCGAAUCUUAAACGAAAACAUUCGUGUAAAAGACCUUUAUGUUCAUGUUGUUGUAAAGACAAACUUUUAGAAAAAUUUAAAAAAGUGCUUGCGCAAUCAAAACCAACCAACCAACCAAAUCAAACGGCGGCCUUGAUAUUAUCCGACGAAGAAGUACCAAACCAAACGGCGGCCUACUUAUUAUCUGAUGAAGAUUUACCAAACCAACCGAACCAGAAAAGAAAAUUUGUUGUUAAUAUACCAACAUCACCAAAAAGUCCGCCAAAGCAAACAAUAAAUUCAGUUCCUUCAAUCGUAAUCGAUGGUAAUACAAAUAAAAUAAACGUACCCAAAUUUAUAGUGAGACAUCAAACACCUAAAUUAAUAGAAAGGGUUGCAAAACCAUCAAAAAUAUCUAACACACCUACCAGUACACCAAAUACUAAUAUACAUUCUGUUGAAACUAAUGAUAUAAAUCCGCCAAUCCAUGAAAAUAGUGUGAGGAUAAAAACAAAUUUAACCAACACUGAAAACAACCUCACAUUAAGAAAGUCGGACAUAAAUGAACAACAAGUAUGUCAGGAUGUCAUGAAACCCAGAUCUAAAAUAAAUUUCUGUAAAGUAAACUCACAGAAGAUGCAAACCUCUAAACCUGCACCAACGAAUAGUGUAAAAGUAAAAAAGGGAGGCAAAUCUUCGGCAUCGCCUAUAUUCUUAGGGCUAAAUAAAAUUUUACUCAGUACUGUUAGAGGCCCGAUGGCAAAGCCAAUCGCAAUAGACCCUCCUAAAAUAAUAUUACCUGAAGGUGUUUGUUUUGUUUUGUUACCUAAUAAUGAAUUAGCGAUAUCAAUAGCAUCUGGUGUUGAACUAGCAACUGAACAAUUACGACAUCUCGAAUUAGUGAUACAAGCAUUGCAAAAGGUUUUAGGAAUACCUAAAACGCGUGAAAACCCUGUAAGUGAUUCUGCAAAAGAGAAGAUGGACAAUAAAGAUGCUACUAAUAGCGUCAAUACUGAAAACCCAAGCAUAGAUACAAACCGUAAAACAAUUUUAUCUGAUUUAAUGGAAAUGUCUGGCAUAUCACCAGAAGACGCUAAAUUACCCGAACCUUCCAUUUUACCCGUAGAACCAAACUUUCCUUGUGAAAUGGGUACUUCCGAAAUGCAUCCUGAUCUACUCCAAUUAUUUAACAACCCCAUCGCUGUUGCAGCGUUAGCCAGACGACCAGAUCUUAGUAUCUUAACAACAUACAGUGAUUUACGAUACGCUUCUGAUAAUAAUGGGAAAUUUUUCAAAAUGGAUGUUUUUACAGGUGAGAUUGCUCCAAUAAAUGUGUUUAUCAAAAAAAAGAACCAACUUUAUAAAAGGAAAGCAAAACUUGAAGAUAACCAAGAACCAAUUGAUUUAACAUCUGAUAAAGAUAGUUGCAAUGAAUCUGAAGAGGAUACUUUAGUUACUAGUUCACAAAAUAACACUAUGAUUCCUGCAUCAAAAAAUACUCAAAGUAACAAUGAGGUAUUUAACCAAGGUGUAGAUGGCAUUAAACCUUUAAAAUUAUUUAGAGCUAUGCAUUCAUCUAUUCUAAAACAGAAUGGAACAUUGUUGAACACGAAUAUGAAGGUUUACUCUGGCCCUGUGAUGGUAGGAAAUAAUGUAUUAAAGGUUGUUUAUUUGGGUAGACGGAAGCAAAACUUAAAUCAGGGAAUCAAAGUAGACAUGAACCAUGUCCCAGGUGAUCUAAAGGAUAUUAACCAAGGUGAAGCUCCUAGUAUAAACUUGGAUGGAUCCGGUUCUGAUUCUGAUGACGAACCUCUAGCUAAAAAAGCAAAUCGUAAUCGUGAUAAAGAAAUAAAUUGCACUAUUAACAGUGAAGCGACAAACAAUGUUGAAAGAUCUGAAAUUCUCAUGGAUGCAGAUUUAGAUGACGCGUCAGUGGUGUAUGAAGAAAUUGAAAAUGAAUUUGAAUCUAUUGUAGAGGCUGGAGAAGAUUGUAUUUUAGGAGUAUGAAAACAGGAGUUUUUAAAAUUGAAUACCUUGAAAGUUCACAAAGUAAAAUGCCUUAGUAGUGUGUACUGAACCGUUAAAAUAUAUUUUUUAUGUUCCUCAAAAUAAUAAGAAUUUAAGUACAUAUAUAAAGGUAAAGUUAUCAUCAUAACUGUGAUAUUUAGAAUAUUACAAUAUUUAUAAAUGGUUUAUUUUUGUAGAUUGCCAAUCCAAUACAUCAGGGAGAAACUAUUGUUACAUUUCCUUAUGUCUGAAUGUAUGUGCAGCAUACACCAAACUACAUUAAAGUUAGAAUUUCUUCUGUAAUCAGUAGGAGACUAUGUCAUGCAAAUGAGUUGGUCCUAUAUUAUUAAGUAAUUUAUCAGUUUAUUGGUAAUGAAUAUUAUUACAUUAUAAAAGUAAAUAACUAACUCCAGAACAAAUCUGGUCAGUCUGAAUAAUAUUAGUUGAUAAUAUGAUAACUGCUGUAAAUUAUACCUAUCUAAAUAGGUCUCAAUUUUGCUGUAAAUAUUUGUAUCUACUACCAGUUACCUAUUAAGUGAAAUAGUAGUACUUUUGUUAUUACUUAUUUGUAAAUAAAUGUUUUGUUAAUCA